AAGCUGUCUUCUAUAGUGCACUUGCUCUUGAACUUAUGUCAUGGAUACUAUUUGAAAAAGCACUUCUCCACUCAAGAGCAGUGAAAAAUUUGUCACCUUACACUAGAAAUAUGGAGGAACAUAUUAUUCUUCAAAAUGAUAAUAGAUACUUGCAGCUGUCUGAUGUUAGAAUUCCACUAACUUUUAUGGUUUUAUUCAACGUUGCAUUCUUUGGAACGGGUAAUUUCGCAAGUAUUGCAAGUUUUGAGAUAUCGUCAGUCUAUCGGUUCAUCACUGUGUUCAGUCCGUUUCUGAUGGCAGCCCUGCUUAUCUUCAAGUUAUUCAUACCGUUCAUGCUUGUCAUAUGUGCGUUCAGUGCAAUAACCAAACUACUCCAAAUUCCACGGUUGGGAUGCUAUUUUCUUGUUAUAUUACUUUCUGAUGUAAUGACCAUCCACUUCUUCUUCCUGGUUCGAAACAAAGGAAGCUGGAUGGAAAUCGGCAAUAGCAUCAGCCAUUUCGGAAUCAUGAGUGCCCAAGUUGUGUUUGUGCUAUUGCUCUUUGCCCUCACAAAUAUAUACACGAAUGACAUCCACGUUAGAUCGGCUAGCCCUUCUUCUCAGAAAGUAAUGUAAGACAAAAUUAGUAGUUUUUUGCAGUGAAAUCAGCUCUCAGAAUUCUUGCAAGGCUAGCACUUACAAUUAUACACCAAUUUUCAUGGAUCAAUAGCAGCUUGCACUCUGCUGAAUUUGGACCUAACAUAUUCUCUUGUAAUGGGAUUUUCCUGAUGUUCCCAUUGACUGUACAAGUAUAAGCUGAUUCUGGCUUUUCCUUUUGGUGUAAAGCAAAAGAUAACCAUACAAAAUGUUGAUGCAAUGGUGGGCAUGUAGUUCAAAUUUUGAUCCCAUGGACUCACUCUAAUUUCUAAACGACAUUGACUAACCUAUUUUUGUAUUAGCUUUGGAAAUUCCACAUGGGUACUUCUUGGUAGUUUCUUUCAACCUGCUUUUAAAUGACGAUAAUGUUGAAGAAAACAGUCUUGAAAACGAUUGGGCAAGAAUUCCAAACCUAAG
Molecule: messenger RNA, 1052 nt
Organism: Pistacia vera
Lineage: Eukaryota; Viridiplantae; Streptophyta; Magnoliopsida; Sapindales; Anacardiaceae
Product: GPI ethanolamine phosphate transferase 1-like
Exons: 5
Coding region: 36-614 (192 amino acids)
Biological process (GO): GPI anchor biosynthetic process
Cellular component (GO): endoplasmic reticulum membrane
Molecular function (GO): mannose-ethanolamine phosphotransferase activity
Source: RefSeq, a predicted model, not a curated record